AUGGAAAAUGACCCCGAGUUGGAGCAGGUGAUCUGCAAUGCUCUUUCCCUACAAGAUGACUAUCCUGACCUUUAUCGGCCUACAAGUCAUUGUGACAAGUCACUGGGCAGCCCUGAGACAUUUCCUGAACUUCGCUCAGAUGUGGAAAUACAAUUGCCUUCGAAGAACCCGAACAUCCUUCAGGAAACGCUAGUGGAACUGUAUUCAAUUCUCGGGAUCCCACACGAAGGCCAGAAGUGUAACACAAUAGUUACUAUCAAGCAAGAGGCGCCCACACCAGCCACAUGCAUCCAGGAUCAGCUUCAUGUCGCAAGUCAAACCACUGCCGGGUUUAAAAGGCCUUUCACUGCGGAGGAACUAGAAAGUUCUAAGAUGAUCCGGGGUGACGUAGAAAAUCAGCUUCCGUCAACUUCAAGUCAAAAGUGUAGAAAAAGAACUCUGUACAAUAAGCAACAAAGCCUCUUUCUUCAAAAACAGUUCAACUUCAAUCCCUAUCCAGACUAUGUGAGCAGAUGCUGCUUCUCACAGAUAACCGGGAUCCCAGAGCCCAGAAUACAGGUCUGGUUUCAGAAUCGAAGAGCAAGAUAUCUUACGAAACAUCCCAAUUCCCAGGAAACUGAAAAUGCCUUAACAUGGCACGGCUGGUGCACAUGCACAAGCGCCACCUGGUCGACAUUUCCUACUGGAAAGUCACCGGACAUCACCAGUGAGAGACCCCGACGGGUCGGAGAUUUCGACCGAACACCGGAUCACUUGUACAGUAGCCUGCUCGCCAGCCCCAACCCCCCUGGUACCUACCCACCAUGGUCCGCCCCUCCCCUUCCCUCAAAGGUCCAUCCCCUCAUGGUCACCUUCACCGCUGUGGUUUUCGGGCUCUUCUGGAGGGCCCGGGACCACAGCAAUAAUUUCAGGAUGGAGAGCGGAGACCGGAGAUCGUCCAUUCUCUGCUCUGCUCUCUGA
Nanorana parkeri is the source of this 960-nucleotide messenger RNA. RefSeq names its product homeobox protein siamois-like. NCBI's taxonomy places the organism in Eukaryota, Metazoa, Chordata, Amphibia, Anura, Dicroglossidae. The transcript has 4 exons. The record is from RefSeq and is a predicted model, not a curated record. Gene Ontology annotation, molecular function: DNA binding. The coding region runs from base 1 to 960 and encodes 319 amino acids.